Podospora pseudocomata is the source of this 2937-nucleotide messenger RNA. RefSeq lists its product as uncharacterized. The transcript has 3 exons. The coding region runs from base 781 to 2937 and encodes 718 amino acids. Gene Ontology annotation, molecular function: serine hydrolase activity. The record is from RefSeq and is a predicted model, not a curated record. NCBI's taxonomy places the organism in Eukaryota, Fungi, Ascomycota, Sordariomycetes, Sordariales, Podosporaceae.
CCCCACUCCCGCUCUGCUCUGCUCGACCUCUUGCCCUGCCCGUGGGAUAUGUCGGAUGCGCAUUACGAGAACGGGAUGCAUGAACUGAACCGCCACCCUCCCCCGCAAAAAGGCGGUCAAUUGUUUCUCCUCGGGGCAUCAACCUGGUUCUUGGAAUCUGGACCCUUUCGUGGAACUUUGGAACCGCUGGAUGCUCGCUCCUUGGCACCAACGGCUGCUCUUCCGAACCCCGGCUCCAUCUGAUCGAACAUGGCGCCGUAUCGACGGGCCAUCCCGCCCCUCCGCCAGUGUGUUAGUAUCAGAAGCAAACUCCAUCUACAUCAUACGUCAUGUUUCUCUGGUACCAGCCUUAUUAGUUGUUUUGCCCCUCUAAUGUGUGGCUUUCCUCUUUUCAGAUAUUAGCCCGUACCAUGGGGGACACCUAACGGCAACACCAUGGAGAGAAACCUUGCAACCACACCGAAAAGCCUAUGCCCGAGGUGGAGAUGAAGUCCCAGAAACACACACUCCAAACCAGGCUCUCGGAACAUCGCCAAGGGUCCAUCUACCACACUUGAGGAGAAGAGAAGCUUUUGCAAUUAGACUGGCGGACAAUCAAGAGGUUCGCGUAGACGGGCCGAGUCGUGGGGCAACUAUCGGCUAAUUUGUCACCAAUAUGUUCAGAUCACGUACUUGCAUCUCCCCAACCCGCACCUCCGGUGUCCGCCUCGGCCCUCCCGGCCGAAAAGGAAUGAACCCCCUGUCAUUUCAUCGACAUAAAAUGUCGAGGUUGACACCGAGAUGUCAGACCUCCACCUCGACUCACCCGGCCACGAAACCUGUACCAAGCCAUCAGCUUCAAAGAUGCGUUGGUCAACGACAAUCAUAUUUCUGGCCACGGCUCUGGCCCCGGGGGCACAGUGUCUGUUCACCGGGGGUGGUUUGACCAUACUGUCACAGAACAAUCUUGACGGUGCCGAAAAUGACAAGUCCGCCGCCAUCCUCAUCAACCAGCCCAGUCCCAACUAUGCCGCCGCCAUGGCCUGUCAGCUGCUCGGAGAAGAGACAUGGGACCCUAAGAAGUCCAAAUUCACCACCACGUUGGCGAGGUCAUUGCCCUAUCAAGCAUACCUUGGAGUGGUCCCACGGGACCAGCUCUACUGGGUUUCCAAGAGCAACCCCAACUCUGAUAAGUGUCGGGCCAUUGAUGCCACAGGCAAGACUCGCAAUGUUGAUUGCUCCACCGAGUUACCUACCCUCUGUUCCCAGUCAGCCCGAGUGUCCAACCAGACCGUCGAUGACACCCAAUCCAACUGGCAAGUCCAGCAGUUUGUUGGUUCGAAACUGGUGACCGGUUACCGUGACCUACACGCCUGGAAGUUCCGCGGCCUGCGCUUUGCCGACCCACCGAGGCGGUUCACCUACUCCAAAGUCGCCAAUUACGGAGAGGACGGCGAGAUUGACGCCACCAAGGCCGGAGCAGACUGCUCGCAACCCAUCGGCGAAGUCACCAGUGGCAGCAGCGAGGACUGCCUGUUUGCCAAUGUCUGGACGCCUUACCUGCCGCGUAUGGCCGGCCAAGAUGCCAAGAAACAGUUGAAACCUGUCAUGCUAUAUCUCUACGGCGGAGGCUUGACAUCCGGUUCUGGAAAGAAUCCAAACACGGAUGGAACCAACCUUGCCUCCAGGGGCGAUGUCGUGGUGGUGUCUGUCAACUACCGCGUCGGCUCGCUUGGUUUCUUGAACCUGAAUGAUGAUGUCCACAAGGGAAACUACGCCAUCUCAGACAUGAUUACUGCCUUGGAGUGGGUCAACAAGUACAUCAAGUACUUUGGCGGUGACCCGAACAAAGUGACCUUAUUCGGAGAGUCUGCAGGUGCUUUGGGCACUCAUGUCGUCCUCAGCUCGCCAAAGGCAAAGGGUCUAUUUCACCGUGCUAUCCUACAGUCCAACCCAGAUGGAUACCCAAGCCCGGAAAAGCCUGUCACCCCUGCCAUUUUCUACGACACACUGGCCCACAACUUUGAGACGACCACCAAGAACGUGUUGAAAGACGCCGGCUGUUUGGAUGCAGAAGACAAAGUUGCCUGUCUCGGAAAGCUAAGCGGCUUCGACCUCGUCAAUCUGCCGACCAACGCCUACGGUAUCGUCCAAGACGGUCUCUACCUCACCACCCCAACCCUCAACUUCACCUCCACUCUGGCCUCCAAGAUUCCCGUCAUGCUAGGCAUCACCCGCGACGAAGUCGGCGUCAUGAUUGACGACCCCCCGGCCCCCAACGCAACCUUCAUCCAGUACUUCAACACCGUCGCCCAGAAGCACUUUGGCCUCCCCGCCAACUCCACCUCCCUGUUCUCCCUCCCGGCGAGCACUCUCGCCCUCCAAAACAACGAAGCCGCCAUACUCAACAGCACCAUCUCCCUUCUCUCCUCGUUAAUCUUCACCUGCCCCUCCCUCGCCAAAGCCUACAGCGCCUCCCGCCACGGCACCUUCAAAGACACGUACUAUUUUGUCUUCAACCGGACCUACCAGAUGCCGGGGUACUCCCGUGAUUGGUGUCGACCUCCUAGCACCAACGGGUACCCUAAGGGGAUUUUGGAUAUGGAGUAUUACAAGUGUCAUGCGGGGGAGCAAAUGAUUGUUUUUGGGACUGAGGCUAGGGGAGGGUUGCCGGAUAGGGAUGGUAACGACUUUGCUUUUGAGCGGUUGGUGGUUGAUUACUGGGGGGCGUUUGCGCGGUGGGGGAAGCCCGAGUUUGGAAAGGGGUAUUUGGAGGUGAGGGGGUUUGAGGGGACGAGGAGGGAGGUGGAGAGGUUGGGACGGUGGGAGGGUGUGGAUUGGAGGCGGCCAAAGGCGAGGGUGUUGCAGUGGGGUGGGAGGGGGGGGAUGGUUGGGUUUGGGGAGUUGAGUGGUUUGUGUGCGAGUUUGGGGGUGGAGUUGACUGUGUUGGAGGGUUGA